This is a messenger RNA of Nymphaea colorata (pocket water lily), 918 nucleotides long. RefSeq lists its product as uncharacterized. Gene Ontology annotation, molecular function: S-adenosylmethionine-dependent methyltransferase activity. NCBI's taxonomy places the organism in Eukaryota, Viridiplantae, Streptophyta, Magnoliopsida, Nymphaeales, Nymphaeaceae. The record is from RefSeq and is a predicted model, not a curated record. The transcript has a single exon. The coding region runs from base 71 to 796 and encodes 241 amino acids.
GCCUUUUACCAUUGCAGAUCCAACUAUGCCUCACCCCUCUCUCUCUCCCUGACUGCGCCGCUGUGAUGGGAUGGAGUUCCGCGUCUCCCACGCCCUGCUGAACAAGCUCUCCUGUGCGGCAAUCGUCGCCACCUCCGUCGCCCUCAUCUUCCUCUCUACCACCCACCCUCGCACCUUCUGCAGUACCCCGCACCACCACCACCGACUCCCCGCUUCCUCCCGCUCCAGUCUCCUCCGUUUCCCCCGCUCCUCCUGCGAAGCCCGCCGCCGCGACGUCCUCUCCCCGGACCGCCGCGCCGAGCGUCUCCGCUCCACGCGCGAAUGGCGCCGUCGCGUUGAUUCGCUCGCCUCGCUUUUUCGAUCCCUCGCUUCCCGAGGUCUACUCCGCAAUAGCUCCCGCGCCCUCUGCGUCUCCGCCGGUGCCGGUCACGAGGUCGCCGCCCUCUCUGAGGGGACAGGCCUCGCUGACGUAACAGGCGUCGAGAUCGUCGAUUCACCUCCCCUCGUCAGCCGGGCCGACCCUCACAACCUCCCCUUCUUCGAUUCCGUCUUCGACUUCGCGUUCAGCGCUCGUCUUGCCGAUGCGCUUUUCCCGGCCAGGUUCGUGAAGGAAAUGGAGCGGACGGUCAGGCCCGGUGGCGUACUCGUCGUGACAUUGGAGAGGCCAUGCUCCGGAGAGACGAUGGGGGCUGUCAAGCUGCUCUUUGGGAAAUCGGAGGUGGUCAGUAUUACUAAUGCCACGUUGGUCGGAGUGGACGUGGUGGAGAUUGUGUUCAGGAAGAAGAUGCAUCCUUGAAAUGGGAAGAACUUCUGUUUGUAUCCGUCAUUCCGAUUCCUUGUACAUCUUAUUCAUUAUUUGAUUUCCAUAAACAGAAAAUUAGUUCGAAUUUGUGCAAUUGGAAUGGUUUUCUUUGUGAA